This is a messenger RNA of Aphidius gifuensis, 2793 nucleotides long. Its product is annotated as protein hu-li tai shao-like. Gene Ontology annotation, cellular component: plasma membrane; cytoskeleton; postsynaptic density. The record is from RefSeq and is a predicted model, not a curated record. Bases 1251 to 2747 code for a protein of 498 amino acids. Lineage: Eukaryota; Metazoa; Arthropoda; Insecta; Hymenoptera; Braconidae. The transcript has 3 exons. Gene Ontology annotation, molecular function: actin filament binding.
AGUCUUAAAAUAAUUUAAGUAACAAACGAAAAUUAUGAAAAAAAAAUAGUUAAACUUUGUCAUUUACAUUUAUUAAAUUAAAAAACAAUAGCUUUUUUUUUUUCACUAAUUAGUUGAUAGUUUUUUUUAAAAGUUUCUUUCGAAAUAAAAUAAUUAUCGAGUUUUCCAUAAUUAAUUAGACUUGAAUAUGAAAAAAAUUAAUUUUUUCAAAAGUGAAAUCUGCUACCAGUGUAAAAAAUUAUAUUGCGAAACCAAAUAAAAAUUUAAAUAAAUGAUUAUUUUAUUAAUAAAAAUACGCCAAAAAGUAACUUUUUUUUUUUUUAAUAUUGCAUUAAAUUAUUGAUUAUGAAAAAUGUAAAUUAAUGUUUGUUUGCUUUUGCUGUCAGUAGAUAAAAUAAAUUGAAAAUUUAAUUUAAAAAAAUACAAAUAAAAAAGUUAUUUAACUUAAAAAAUGAUUACACUGUGGAAAGUACAUGAAAAUAAAAGAAAAAUAAUAAAUUAUUUAAUAAAUAAACUAAAUUAAUUUAUCAAUUUUUUUUUUUCUAUAAAUAAUGUAAAAUUUUAAAUAUCAAAUUGGCAAAUUCAAAGCCACACAAAUCGUCACAAUUUAAACUAAAUAAUAACAAAAAAAAAAAUUUAUUUAUAUAAAAAAAUUAUUAACUUAUUAUUUAUUAAUUCUUCCAUUAUUAUUUUUUAAAAAUUAUUAUUAUUUAAUAUUGAUAAUAAAUAAUUUUGAAUGAUGAGAAAAUUUGUGUGCUUCUUGAUGAAAUAUUUACUAUUUUUCGUCGCUAAUUAACAGCUAAUAAUUAAUAAUAGAUAAAUAAUUAUUUUUAUUUUUAUUUUUUGUUUAAAUAAAAGAUUAUUUUUAAUUAUGUAUGUAUAUACGUAAAUUGAUUGGAGUCAUGUGAAUAAAUGAAAAACAAAAAAAAAAUGUUAAAAAGAAGGAAAAAAUAAUAUAUUGUUAAAUUAAAAAAAAUAUUGUUUAAAUAUAUUAAUUUUUUUUUAAUUAAGAAACCCGAUAGAAGACAGGAUUAUUUUUAAUUUUCAUUUGAUUUUUAUAUUAAUUUAUUUCUCCGUUGUUGAUCGAUCGCCGGAGAAAUUACUCCGUUUUUAUUGAGCUCACUGCGCAUGCUUGUGUCAAAUUACAUCUGUCAUUCAUUCGUGAAUGUUUGUUUACUAUUUACAACGAGUGUUUACUACCUCGUGUUUAUUGUUUUGAUUAUUUUUAUUUAUUUAUUUACAUCUUAAGGAUGUCUCUUACUUAUGAAAAAAUGCUGAGUGAAAAAGGUAGACCGUUGCUUGUUGUUAGAGGUCUAAAAUUUGGAUGGCACAAAAAAUUAGCAAAUAAUUUGCAACGUUGGGUUUGUACACAGCGUAAUUGUAGAUGUUAUCUUAAAUUAAAUUCUCAAAAUGUUAUAGUUGAAAGUAAUAUAUCUCAUAAUCAUGUGAUAGAUAAAAAAAAAUUAGAAAGAGAAAAAUUAAAUAACUCAUUAAAACGAAAAGUUGAUGAAGAUCCAACAGUUUAUCCUUCGAAACUUCAACCUACUGGAGAGUUUUUCCAGGUUUUGUUAACAGAAGAAAAAGACACAAGCCAACAUGAACUUGCUAAGUCUCAUGCCAAUGGGCUGAUGAACGGUAUAACAGAAGAAGAAGAAAAGAGUAAAAAAAGACCAGCUGAUAUUGAUGCAAAUAUGCAUGAAACAGACAGAGAGAAGGAAGUAUUAAAAAUGACUGAAAUAGAACCUAGUCCUGAAGCUGAAAAAGAUGAUAGUGGUUGUGUUGAUUUAUUACAACAAAAAUCAGAUAUGUUGGGUGGACAAGGAGCACGUUUUAAUUCAAAUAUAUUUAAAAAUUUAAAUUGUGUGGUGCCUAUUAAUGAUAUUAGAGGUGGUGAUGUUACUGGUUAUUUACCUGGUGAAAAACAAUUACGUUGUAAAUUAGCAGCAGUAUUUAGAUUACUUGAUCUUUAUGGAUGGACACAGGGUGUUGGUGGACAAAUAUCAGCACGUUUAAAUCAAGAUCAAGAACAUUUUUUGGUAAAUCCAUAUGGUCUUUUGUAUCAUGAAAUAACAGCAUCAAGUCUUGUUAAAGUUAAUAUGCAAGGUGAAGUUGUUGAUCAAGGAACAACAAAUUUUGGUAUACAUUUGAGUGAAUUUCAGUUGCAUUCAACAAUACAUGCUGCACGUCCAGAUAUAACAUGUAUUAUACACAUAACAACACCAACAGUAACAGCAGUGUCUUCCUUGAAAUGUGGCCUCUUACCAAUUGGUAAUGAAAGUAUUGUUAUUGGUGAUGUAUCAACACAUCAUCAAUUUAUUGGUGAUGCUAUUGAGCCUGAAGAACGUGAAAAAAUAACACGUAAUUUAGGUCCAAUAAAUAAAGUUAUGUUAUUAACAAAUCGUGGUGCAUUAUGUUGUGGUGAAACAAUUGAAGAAGCAUUUUAUAAUGUUUAUAAUACUGUUGUAGCAUGUAAAACACAACUUAAAUUAAUGCCAGUGGGUAUUGAUAAUUUAACACUUAUUAAUGAUGAAAAUAAAAAAAUAAUAUAUGAUGCAUCACGUAAAUCACCAGCAUCAAUUAAAAAAUUAAAAAAACGUUGGCAUAUUGGUGGUACUGAAUUUGAGGCACUUAUGAGACUGCUUGAUAAUGCUGGUUUUCGUACUGGUUAUUCAUAUAGAAAUCAACUUAUUGAAAGUAAACCAUCAAGAGCUAAAAAUAAUGCUGAAAUACCAUCAACUGUAGGAUAAUUAUAUUUUAGUGUUGUGGAAUUUUGUAGAAGCAUAAUUUCACGAA